UUACAGUUAAAACAAGCAUUAAAGAGACGUUUCAAAUAAUUACUCGGUGUUAUUUUCCCAUCCGAUAUAAAUGCUAUUUACGCAGAAAAUUAGACAUUUUGCACACAGAUGCUAGGCUAACAUGCUACCUACUCAAGCUAACAGACCUUAGUUUGUUGUGACUUUGAUAACAUUACUGUCCACAGUGUGUCCCAACGCAGUGUUUAAAUGGGGCAAGUGAGUUAAACAGCUGUUUUGGCACGAACGAGUGACUAAAUUUAUAAAGUUAUAAAGACAUUUUGCAGCCUAACGUGCCUAAUUUGGGCAGAUAUUAGGAUGGACGUGGACGGCUGGGACUCCAGUCUGGAGGAAGAAUUAGGUGUUUCUCUGGACGACCUCAGGAAGUGCAUUGAAGAGGCCGUGGAGCAGAGUGAGAUCGUGAAGAAGAAAAAGGCUCAGCUGACGGAGCUGAAGAAAUGGGUGGAGCAGAAGGAGAAGGAAGAGGCUUUGACUGAAGGACUCCUCAAGGACGCCAGCCAGUCCAUUCUUGAAUGUGAGAUGCUGGUGAAGGCCACCUUCCGUAGGAAUGGUCUUGUUUACGGGGAGAGCAGCUCCGAGGAUGAGGGAGGUGGAGGAGGGAUGCUGCCCUCUUCUGAGGUCAUAGAAAUAGAGGACGAUGAUGAGGAUGACGAUGUCAUUGCCGUUGGCUGUUUGGUUCCUCCCACGAAGCCCCUGACUCCUGUGAAAGAUUCAAUGCUAACAGAAGCAUCUGCAGCGAUACAGAAAACCAGUCAUCAGGUGCAGAAGUUGGCUCAGAUGGUCAAGCCAACAGCAGGGGUCUCUAUUCUCCGGUCUACAGGACCACCAGGUGCUGCGGGUUCAGCGCCAGCAGUGUUUGUGUCACAGGUUGCCUCUGGGUCCUUGACCCAGCCCAAGGCAAACGUAGAAGAGGACGAGGUCCGAAUCGGGAUGAACAUUUUGGGAAAGAAACGCACAAAGACGUGGCACCGAGGCGUCCUGGUCGCUAUCACCCCCGUCGCGAACGACACAUUCAAAUACAAAGUGAAGUUCGAUAAAGGAAAGAGUUUGCUGUCAGGAAACCAUGUGGCCUUUGAUUACAACCCCACCCUGGAGAGUCUGUAUGUUGGUGCACGUGUGGUCGCCAAGUACAAGGACGGCAACCUGGUGUGGUUGUACGCAGGAAUAGUCGCAGAGAUGCCCAACAAUAAAAACCGUAUGAGGUUCCUCAUAUUUUUUGACGAUGGCUACGCUUCUUAUGUAACACUACCUGAGCUCUUCCCCGUCUGUCGACCGAUGAAACGUACCUGGGAGGACAUAGAGGACGCGUCGUGUCGAGACUUCAUAGAGGAGUACAUCACUGCGUAUCCCAGCAGGCCCAUGGUGCUGCUGAAGGUCAACCAGAUCAUCAAGACAGAAUGGGAGGGCACCUGGUGGAAGAGCAAAGUGGAGGACGUUGACGGCAGCUUGGUGAAGAUUCUCUUCCUGGAUGAUAAAAGGAGUGAGUGGAUCUACAGAGGGUCCACCAGGUUGGAGCCCAUGUUCAAUCUGAAGAUGACCACAGCCAACACCCAGGAGAAGAAGCUGGCCGGCCAGCAGAGGACACGACCAAAUAUGGGCGCGUUGAGGAGCAAAGGUCCAGUUGUGCAGUACACCAGUGAUGGACUAGUGGGAGCCUCUCCUGUCAAAACCACACAGAUCACCGUGUCUCCGUCCCCACCGACUGUACAGCCCCGUCCUCUGCUAGCACAACCCCCGCAAAUUCAACCAAGCCCCCAGCCACGCAUGGACACCAAACAUCAGAUGGCAAAGAAGAGCACCUCACCAUUUGUCCCCGGGGUGGGGGGCACACAUGCUUCUAAAGUCAUGCAGUCUCUUUCGUCCACUUCCUCCAACCUCCCUGGACCUGCUGCUGUAACAAUCCACAGAGGAAGAACGCUGAAUCCUCCGACUAUCACCUACCAGAGACAGCAGUCCACACCAGCACCUGUCCACCCCGUUAUGACCCGCGCCGUGUCCACCGUCCCACAACAGGCCCCCUACCGCGCCCCUACAGACCGCAUCUUCUACAUGGUGCACACGUGUCAGCCCGCCUGUCUCAACCGCGUCCGACCCUCCAAAUCAGACGUUCACAGAGGGAAGAACCCCCUCCUCACACCGUUACUCUACGACUUCAGACGGAUGAUAGGAAGACGCAAAGUCAACCGCAAGAUGUUCUUCCAUGUGAUCUACAAGGCCCCGUGUGGACUCUGUCUUCGUAACAUGCCAGAGAUCCAGAACUACCUCUUCCUGACACAGUGUGACUUUAUAUUCUUGGAGAUGUUCUGUUUGGACCCCUAUGUUCUCGUGGACCGCCGCUUCCAGCCUCAGAAGCCGUGCUAUUACAUUCCAGACAUCACUGAUGGAAAAGAGGACAUCCCCCUUUCCUGCGUCAAUGAGAUUGAUUCCACUCCACCGCCUGACGUAGCCUACAGUAAAGAACGUAUUCCUGAAGAUGGAGUGUUUAUCAACACCAGCUCCGACUUCCUGGUUGGAUGUGAUUGUACCGACGGAUGUCUAGACAAAUCCAAGUGCUCCUGUCAUCAGCUGACGCUGCAGGCCACAGGUUGUACUCCAGGUGGUCAGAUCAACCCCAACGCUGGAUAUUUGUACAAACGAUUAGAGGAGUGCCUGCCCACGGGCAUCUACGAAUGUAACAAACGCUGCAAAUGCUGUGCUGAGAUGUGCACAAACCGCCUCGUUCAGCACGGCCUGCAGGUGCGUCUCCAGCUUUUCAAGACCCAGAAUAAAGGCUGGGGCAUUCGCUGUCUGGACGAUGUCGCCAAGGGUUCUUUUGUCUGCAUCUACGCUGGUAAAAUCCUGACGGAUGACUUUGCAGAUAAAGAGGGUCUGGAAAUGGGUGAUGAGUACUUCGCAAAUCUAGAUCACAUUGAAAGUGUAGAGAACUUUAAGGAGGGCUACGAGAGCGAGGCUCACUGUUCAGACAGCGAGGGCAGCGGUGUGGACAUGUCCAGGAUGAAGGUCAAACCCGGUGUGUCGUCAUCUCAGUCGGGUGCCCAGCACACAGCCCAAAGCCAGAGCUCCUCGGACAGCAACGACGCGGACGACAAGGACUCGAAGAGUGAAGAGGAGAGUGACAGUUCAGACGACACGUUUGUCAAAGACAACUUCUACACCCCCAGCUCUGUGUGGAGGAGCUACACCACACGGGGUCAGGCCAAGGGCAACAAAGAAGGGAGUCAGGACAGUAAAGACGGACUUGGUGGUGCGGCCAAGGAAACAAGUGAACAGAAACCACCGUCGAUGCCAGAGGAGACGGGAAAAAGUAAAGUAGCUUCAUGGCUGACGAGUCAGGGGCUAAAGAAGGACUCAGGAGACAGCAAGAGUCAAGUAAAGUCAGAAACAGGAAAAAAGCAGGAUGUGAUGACGCUGUCUGACAGUGACGACGUUCAGACCAUCAGCUCUGGAUCUGAUGACAACAAAGAGAAAGAAAAAAUCAUACCAGGUUUGACCAAGAAGCAGGUGGCAGUUAAAUCGACUCGCGGCAUUGCUCUGAAGACCAGCCAUGGUAUGAUGGUAAAAUCAGGAACACCAGGAGGAAGUGGAGGUCAGGGGGGUCAGGGAAGCAAAACAGGACAACAAGGCCAGACCGCAGGAGGCGGAGAAAACAUUUCCAAAAACACCAGACUGUUCUUUGACGGCGAGGAGUCCUGCUACAUCAUUGAUGCCAAGUUGGAAGGAAAUCUUGGGCGAUACCUCAACCACAGCUGUAGUCCCAACCUCUUCGUCCAGAAUGUCUUUGUGGAUACGCACGAUUUACGAUUCCCCUGGGUGGCUUUCUUUGCCAGCAAGCGGAUCAGGGCCGGCACAGAAUUGACCUGGGACUACAACUAUGAGGUGGGCAGCGUGGAGGGUAAAGUCCUGUUGUGCUGCUGUGGAUCCACAGAGUGCAGAGGACGACUGCUGUGAUCUUCUGAACCAUUACAAACGUCAUUCCCUCAGCUGCAGCAAAGAGGACGCCCUUCAACACUGUAACCUUUUCAAUGCUGAACUAUGUUUCCAUAGUGUUGGUUUCCCCCCCUUUUUUUUUUAGAAACUUUAAACCCAGCUUUAUUUUACACUGUGUUUACAUUAUGUUGUUAUGUUAUGUUGUCGUAGCCUUGAAUAAAGGUAGUUUUCUAUAGUG
Molecule: messenger RNA, 4183 nt
Organism: Cynoglossus semilaevis (tongue sole)
Lineage: Eukaryota; Metazoa; Chordata; Actinopteri; Pleuronectiformes; Cynoglossidae
Gene: setdb1b
Product: SET domain bifurcated histone lysine methyltransferase 1b
Exons: 25
Coding region: 316-3966 (1216 amino acids)
Biological process (GO): negative regulation of gene expression; heterochromatin organization
Cellular component (GO): nucleus
Molecular function (GO): protein binding; zinc ion binding; DNA binding
Source: RefSeq, a predicted model, not a curated record